Messenger RNA from Caenorhabditis sp. 36 PRJEB53466, 3752 nucleotides. The record is from the annotation of a GenBank genome assembly. NCBI's taxonomy places the organism in Eukaryota, Metazoa, Nematoda, Chromadorea, Rhabditida, Rhabditidae.
AUGCCUACUUCACGGGAUUCGUCGAUGGAAACUACCGACAGGUUGGUUGGUUUUGUCAUGCACUUUCAGCACUUACAAGAUUACCACAUAUCUGCUGUGUUAAAUUGAAUUAGAUUCUUUUUUCUGAAUCCUCGCGGCGAACCCGAACCUGUUGAGUCAAAAGUUUUGCAACUCACACACAUGCACGAGGGCUGACCAUGAUUGUUAAUUGAAUUAUUUAAAAGCGACCCUUCUUCGCUAGAUUCCUUUUCUUCUUUUCGUCUUCUGCUCGACCAUUCCACUUUUAUCGAGUACUCUCUAGACAAUAUGUCCCCAUCGUAUUUUUCACUGACUCCUGUCAAUCCUUCCGAACUUUCCAUAUCCUGGAGCGAUUUGCGCAGCGAUGAGUAAGUCUUGAAAUGUGAGAUGGGGGGGAGUCUGUGAAUGUUAAUGGUGUAAUUUGAUAGAUAGGAAUCGACAAGUUCAAAAAUGAUUCGAAGAAAAAAGUCUUCAAUAUUCUUCAAACGUGACUUUUGUAGAAUAGAAUUGCAAAAUACGUGCAGGUUAGGUCAGAAUCUAGUUGGGGGUGUCUCUCUUCUUGCAUAAACUUUCGAGACAUUUCACCUCGUUGAUCAUGGGCACAUGUUAAUGUGCUGCUCAUUUUCACACCCACCUCGGUACGUGUUCUCAUUUCCAGUUCAGUUUCUGUACCUCUAAGUGCUCCUAAUAUGAUAUGCGAAAGCGCGUGUUUUUCCGCCAUCAUCAUAGUAGGCUAGAAGUCUAAUUCAUCUUUUCCUGCUUAUCACCCCUCCGCCGAUGAUGGUGGUUUUGCCAGCGCACUAAGUCAGUCUCAAGACUCUUCAGUCUUCAUUUUUCCUGCCAUCUAUCCCGCGGCCAGCGCUAAGUUGUUCGUCGACGACGACUAAAAACUGCCUCCGCACCACACCCGGCAGCAGAUAAUCAAAUUUCAAUAUAUAUAUAUGUAUGUGUUUAUCCGUUUUGUUAGUGAAAGUGGCAAGGGCCCCCCGAUUUUGAUACCCAUUUGAGAAAAAGUGUAAUGGCUAAUGACUACAGGUACCCAUUUGGGUAUACGACCGAGUUGGCUCGUACCGAACCGUCAGCGUCAACAGCCAAACGACUACGACAGAGGUUACAACGACAGCAGAGCGGACAGUCAGGUAGGUGAUACUAAGAAACGAAUGGGAACAUGUGUCCCUUUUAAGUCAGGGUCUUAGAACCGAGAAUGACGUGACUUUUUUAACCUCCAGUGUCAUUUCUUUCUAGUUUGAAAGAAAGAAACAACUGGGAGGAUCAUUGAGCAUUAGUACAUCUUUUCUGGAUACUGACAACUUGUUCGUUCACUGCGCUUCACCGACGUCGUCUUUUCCUCCAUAUUUAGUUUUUAUUUCUUUAUACAUACGCUAUUCUCGGAUUUGACCUAUUCUCAAAAAAGGAAAGUGCAAUGUAUGCUGUAGCGGAAAAUCCGUGAUAAGCGAACAUCAAAUCUUUAAUCUCCGGGGCGCUGACUCAUCUACCUCCCCAAUUCUGACGUUUUUCCGAUAAAUGUGACCAUCCUUAUCAAAUUAUAGGAUUAUCCGGUCGACGGUACACUGGAGAAAGCAGCGAGUGCUCCUCACUUGUCGGAACACCCACGGACACUGGUAGAUCGUUCACAUUCGGAGCGGCGCAGAGAGUUAUGCGGGAACGGUAUGUCAAAUCGGUCCAUACGAGAUAUCAUAAAGUUUGGGUGCAAAUUGAACCCCAGACAGUACCCGGAAAGUAAUCCGAUCUCGUCGAAAUCGUUCUGUGCGGCUAAUUAGUCAUUUGAAUGCGAGAAGUCGAGUCAAAUGUCGCAAAAUACUGCAGCUAAAUCUGAAUAUCAAAUUCCGGCUCAUUUUCUCGGAGCACACGCGUGAUGUGUAUUCGGGCGAGCUCGCAACGAAAAAAAAAACGAUAUUGAGCUAUGGUGUCUCCGGAAAGAACGUUUGUUUUCUUUUAUAUAACUUAUAGAAUAGAAUGAACAAAAACAGAAACACAAAUGAAAUUAGGAAACGAAGAGAAAGGGGGCAGAUUUUGUAGUAAGCAAACUUAAUUUAAAAGUCUUUUUUUGGUCUGAACUAGCCGAACUAUCACCAUUGCAUUGUUUUGUUACGGAGAUCUAUGGUCGGUCAGAUAUAUUGAAGCUGAAACUGAAACUGAAGACAAACGUCAUGCGAUCCUGGUCCACGCGAAACUAUCGUCGCAUUUUUUUCAGCGAUGAUCGAAAACCAUCUGUGACCCAGAACUUGUCAGAAAUAAUGCUCGAGGUGAGUUAGCCAGAAACGGAAAUAUAAAAUAUUCAGAUAGGUCAAGUCUCCGCUUUUCUUUCUUUUAUCCUUGAUUUUUUCGUUCUUCUCUGAAUCCAAUUUUCUGCAUUUGACAUAUUCUUGAGAAGUACUAGCAGAGUAAAGGAAAGUCUUUGCAAAAAAUAUAUGUUGUCUGUUCUAAUUUUCUCAUUUUCAACUUUAAACUUUUGACAAUCUGCAACUUUCGUCCGUUUCUUUUCCCCUCCUACGUCUUCGUUUUUCUGUUCCUUCACUGCUAACAUCUAAUUGACAUUUUCACUAUUUAGCUUUCGUAAUGUAAGCAAACACACAGCAAUGUUUUCCAUUUCCAAUUUCAAAAUACGACUAUCUGUGAAUCGAAAUCUUUGAAUUAAAUUUAAGAAAAACUCUAUUCCAGGCGAUCCACUAUGAAGAUGUGAACUUGAUGGAAAGGUUACUGACGGCGCAUAGUUCGAAGCAACCAAUGUCAACAUCGCCGUCAAUUGGUAAUUCAUAGGACUCGUCAAGCCUGAAUUGAUGAGUCGUCGACACGUCUUCCCCCUUUUCUUUCAGGUAGCACCAACACUUUGACGGAUCUUGCGCAACGGAGACAUGGAGCGGGGGCGCAUCGACGUUCAAAUGCCAGUAGUACGGUGUCGACGCAUUCGGGAGGAAGGUGAGAUAGAAAACAACAAUUUGGAAGAGGGGGGAAAACCUCAGACAUUCUCGUUGGGAUGGAAAAUGUUUGUGUGCUAUGAAAUAUUCAUUUUUUGGUUUUUGAAAGUGGGAAAAGCAGCCAACACACAAGUUCAAAUUGUGACACUUCUGAUGGCGUUUUUCAGUUGAGUGAUAUCAUUUAUAUCAUUUAUCUACCUACAGAUCCACGUGCGCCAUGAUGAACACCUUGCACAUGGCAGUGGCGCAUAAACAACGCGACAUUGUGGAACUUCUCCUCAAAAACGGCUACGAUCCGAACCUCCCGGCAUCAUGUCACUGCAAAGGGAACUGCACGGCCACCGGCAACAUCCCUCUGACUUCCAUCAUCCCAAGGUACCCAAAAAAUCUCUCAAAAAACCUUCAACGCCGUCAUAAAGUACAAGCAUUUCAGUCCUCCGCAAAACAUGUUUCGUGAUAAGAAUUUCUGAACGACUUUUUCUUGACUCGAUCUCGCCCGCACUUCCGAAUAAUUUCAGAACACAUUCGAUGACGCCAGAGUUGUGCUCGACGUGCUCCCAGUUGCGAGUUGUGUCGAUUGUGGAUCAGACGCCGCUCGGAGUGGCUGUGCGGUCGCAAUCAAGCGAGUUGAUAGCACUGCUCAUUGCAUACGGAGCGGAUGUUAAUUUGGGUGUGUUUUGGAUGUUUUUCUGCGAGAGACUUGUGGCGCAGAGUGCGCAAAGGACGGAAUUGGUAUGGGACAUUAGUCUCAAAAAUGCUUUUUCGCUCUGUCAGUUCCCUGUCAUGAACGAUUAG